This is a messenger RNA of Dichotomopilus funicola, 1827 nucleotides long. RefSeq lists its product as uncharacterized. Gene Ontology annotation, biological process: actin filament organization. NCBI's taxonomy places the organism in Eukaryota, Fungi, Ascomycota, Sordariomycetes, Sordariales, Chaetomiaceae. The transcript has 6 exons. Gene Ontology annotation, molecular function: actin filament binding. The record is from RefSeq and is a predicted model, not a curated record. The coding region runs from base 1 to 1827 and encodes 608 amino acids.
AUGGCCGGCCGAUUCGUUCGCGCGUCGAAAUAUCGACACAUCUUUGGAAAGUCCACCAAGAAGGAGUUUUGCUACGAUAACCUCCGCGUCAGCCGCAAUGCUUGGGAUACCAACUUGGUAAAGGCCAACCCCGAAUAUCUUUCCGUCAAUUGGGAGUCUAGCGGCGGCGGCGCUUUCGCCGUCAUCCCCCUCAAUGAACGUGGAAAGCUGCCCGACCAAAUACCCCUCUUCCGUGGCCACACCGCUGCGGUGCUGGAUACCGACUGGAGCCCUCACAACGACCGUAUCAUCGCCUCGGCCUCCGACGACGGCAAGGUCUUCAUCUGGGAGGUGCCACAGGGCUUCAGCCUCUACACUGACGCUGAGGAGAUCACCGAUGUGGCCCCUGUGAGCAAGCUGACCGGCCAUUCGAGAAAGGUUGGCCAUGUCCUCUUCAACCCCGCCGCCGAAAACGUCCUCGCUUCCUCGUCCGGCGAUUAUACCAUCAAGCUAUGGGAUAUCACCACAGGCCAGGCGGGGCACACUCUCAAGCACUCCGACGUGGUCCAGAGUCUGUCGUGGAGCGCUAACGGUGCGAUGCUGGUGACCACCUCAAGAGACAAGAAACUUCGGGUUUGGGAUGUGCGCCAGGAGGCUCCAGUGCACGAAUACGGCGGCCAUGAGGGCGCCAAGACUAGCCGCGCCGUGUGGAUGGGCGAGCACAACCGUAUCGUUACCACUGGGUUUUCCAGGAUGAGUGAGCGUCAGAUCGGUCUUUGGGAGCCCGGUCGCAAAGAUCCCAUCGGCGGUUUCACGUCGCUGGACUCUAUCUCGGGUGUCUGCAUGCCGUUUUGGGACGAGGGAUCGAACUGCCUUUACCUUGGUGGCAAAGGCGACGGCAACAUCCGCUACUUCGAGUACGAGAACGACAAGUUCGAGUUCCUGUCCGAAUACAAAUCAGCCGAUCCCCAGCGCGGAAUCGCCUUCGUGCCGCGUAGGGGUAUCAACGUCCACGAGAACGAGGUCAUGCGCGCGUACAAGACCGUCAACGACACCUACAUUGAGCCCAUCUCAUUUACCGUCCCCCGCCGCGCCGAGACCUUCCAGUCCGACAUCUUCCCCCCAGCUACCGGGCUCAAGGCUGCUGUGUCUGCCAAAGAGUGGUUCGACGGCAAGACGGGCAUCCCGCCCAAGAUCGAUUUGGAAAGCAUCUACGAUGGCAACGCGCCGGUCGAGGUGCCUGCCGACUACAAGCCGCCCGCGGCCGUGACUGCUCCUGCUCCGGCGCCGGCACCAGUCGCGAAGAAGCCCGAGCCGACCCCUGCGCCAGCCCCCGUCCGUGCCUCGGCCACGCCGGCCGAUCAAAAGGCGUCCAUGUCGGCUGCGGCCAACAAGUUCCAGGAUAAUGAGGAAGAUGAGGUGAACGAUGACGCCGAGGCGUCUAGCUUUGACGAGAUUUCGCGCCCCACACCCCGCGCCACCAUUCCAACCCGGUCCUCCGUCCCAGCGGCUGCGCCAGCUCAAGCGAAACCCGUAUCGCCGGUCAAGCCACAGCAAGCGGCCGCGGCCGCUCCGAUUUCCCGCGCUGCUCCCGCAGCCUCUUCCACAACGUCCGCUUCGCCAUCGAACCCCGCGGUGGAGGCGUCGCUGGGCGAGAUUAAACAACUCCUCGAGAAGCAGGCCCAGGCCUUUGACGCACAAAGUGAGGUCAUUGCCGGCCAGACCCAGGUGAUCAACCGCCUGGCUGCAGAGGUUGAGAGCCUCAAGAAGAGGGUUGGGGCCGGUUCGCAGGACCAGAGCGAGCGGAUCCGACAGCUGGAGUUGGAGCUAGAGGAGGCUCGGUCGUAA